Adineta ricciae is the source of this 603-nucleotide messenger RNA. The record is from the annotation of a GenBank genome assembly. NCBI's taxonomy places the organism in Eukaryota, Metazoa, Rotifera, Eurotatoria, Adinetida, Adinetidae.
AUGGCAUCUUUAGUCGAAGCUUUGUCGACUGUUCACUUGUCUAAAGAUGUGAAAACAUCGCCCCAAACCGAUGUUCAUCAUGAACAGAUUCAACAAUUAUCGCCUCGUGUCUAUGGCAACGUUCGUAGAGGAGAUGUGAUUGUGAUUUGGUUGGGGAGAAAAGAAUCUUCGUUAAAAAAUGCACUUAUCGAAUAUUUAGUUCCUCGUGAUAUUACUUUAGUUCUUUUAUCUAUCGAAGAACAACUAUGGUGUUGGUUGAAUACAUAUUCAUUAUUAACAGUUGCUUGUUUAAUCAUUGAGACAAGUACAACAACAUCUGAAGAAGUGGCAUGUCGUUGUAGAACGAUUCCUUCAAUUCGAUCGAUGUUGAUUCGUUGUUGUUCACAUGAACUAACUCGUUUACAACGAACAUUGAGAUCGAAUACGAAGAUUGAUGGUAUAUUUAGUGAUGACACACGUUUGUUGAUCAAACUAGUCAUUGAUGUUGCUCUGUUUUCUGAAGAAAUUGGGGAUGAUCAUGCUGAAAAUGAUAAUGAUGAAGUUAAUAUUCGAAGGAACUAUGAUCGUGCACUUAGUUUAUGUGCACUCGCGAAAAGACUGUAG